This is a messenger RNA of Molossus molossus (Pallas's mastiff bat), 1116 nucleotides long. It is a transcript of the gene LIPJ, whose product is annotated as lipase family member J. The coding region runs from base 16 to 1116 and encodes 366 amino acids. The record is from RefSeq and is a predicted model, not a curated record. Gene Ontology annotation, cellular component: intracellular membrane-bounded organelle. Gene Ontology annotation, molecular function: hydrolase activity, acting on ester bonds. NCBI's taxonomy places the organism in Eukaryota, Metazoa, Chordata, Mammalia, Chiroptera, Molossidae. The transcript is spliced from 9 exons.
AACCCUGAAACAAAUAUGAACAUUAGUCAAAUUAUUUCCUACUGGGGAUACCCAGAUGAAGAAUAUGAUAUUGUAACUGAAGAUGGUUAUAUCCUUGGCCUUUAUAGAAUUCCUUAUGGAAAGAUAAAAAGUGAUAACAAUUCAGCUCAGAGGCGUGUUGUAUAUUUGCAACAUGGUUUGCUUACAUCUGCCAGCAGCUGGAUUUCUAAUCUUCCUAAUAACAGCUUGGGCUUCAUUCUGGCAGAUGCUGGUUAUGAUGUGUGGAUGGGGAACAGCAGAGGGACUAUCUGGUCCAGAAAACACUUGUACCUAAAAUCAAAUUCCAAAGAAUUCUGGGCUUUCAGUUUUGAUGAGAUGGCUAAAUAUGACCUUCCAGCCUCCAUUGAUUUCAUUGUGAAGCAAACCGGACAAGAGAAAAUAUUUUAUGUAGGCUAUUCACAGGGCACUACUAUUGCUUUCAUAACAUUUUCCACAAUACCAAAAAUAGCUGAAAGAAUCAAAAUACAUUUUGCUUUAGCACCAGUUUUUUCCGUUAAAUACGUAAAAAGCCCUUUAAUUAAAAUGGCGUACAAGUGGAAGUCAUUGAUCAAGGUUUUAUUUGGCAACAAAGACUUCUUACCUAAUUCCCCAUUUACAAGAAUUAUUGGUUCAAAGCUAUGUCCACAAAAGAUUUUUGUUAAGAUUUGCAGUCGUAUCUUGUUUAUGAUGUGCGGUUAUGACCAGAAGAAUUUAAAUAUGAGUCGCGUGGAUGUUUAUAUGGCACACAACCCAGCAGGAACCUCUGUUCAAAAUAUACUCCAUUGGAUUCAGCUUUUUAAUUCUAGUUACUUGAAAGCUUUUGACUGGGGCAGUCCUGUUCUGAACUUGGUUCAUUUCAAUCAGACAACUGCUCCACUGUACAAUGUGACAAACAUGAAUGUGUCCACGGCAACUUGGAAUGGUGCAAAUGACUUGCUGGCUGAUCCAGAAGAUGUUAACAUUUUACUUUCUGAAAUCAGAAACCACAUCUACCACAAAACUAUUUCUCACUACAGCCAUAUAGACUUUCUGUUUGGAUUAGAUGUAUAUCAUCAAGUUUACCGUGAAAUCAUUGAUAUUAUCCAAGACCAUCUAUAA